This is a messenger RNA of Entamoeba invadens IP1, 1023 nucleotides long. RefSeq lists its product as hypothetical. Lineage: Eukaryota; Evosea; Mastigamoebida; Endamoebidae. Bases 1 to 1023 code for a protein of 340 amino acids. The transcript is spliced from 2 exons. The record is from RefSeq and is a predicted model, not a curated record.
AUGGAGGAAACUGAACUUAACAAUGCGAAAACGACUGAACCCCGCGAGACAAUUUCUCUUAUUAACGACAAGAUAACAUUUUCAACGUACAUUGACGUAACACCGGAUUUUUGGCUUGUGUUUGGAGACACCACCAUAGCUUUUGUCGGGAGGCGGUUGUGUGCGAAUACCGGGAAAUCAACGAUGGUUUCUGUGAGCGAGAGGAUUUCCAACAUGGAGUAUUCGACUGCAAAAUACUGUACAAGCGAUUGUCGCGCGGUUGUGUUUUCCCCUGUCAGUGUCGAAUGUUAUAUAUUCCAGGAGAACCAUUUAGAUCUUGUGUGGUCUGCAUCACAGACAAACUUUUCUUCAAUUGGCCUUGGGAAGUUCCAGGACAGCGCCAUUUACGGUGAUACGCUCAGGGUUAUUACAGACGAAGGUGUUUUGGCCGUUUUUGAUUUCACCAACACGUCCCUUCUUUUUCAGAAGAAAGUAGCAGACAUCGGAAAAAUUAAAAUUGCUUCUGGUGACGACAAGACCAUUUGUCUCAUCGAAGAGAACCUGAACGCCAUUUGUCUCCGUGUGGACGCAGAGCAUGACGAGUACCAAGUCCUACGCAAUUUCAAUAUCAAGCGGCGUGUGACGAUACUUUUGAAAGAGGGCAGUGACUUUUUGCAAGACGUCCACGUGGUGUCGACCCGUGACGGGUUUGUGAUGUACGACGACGUUGACCUGAUUGAAUAUGACAUGGUGACUGACGUGAUGCAUUCGUAUUCCGGAGUAUGUAAUGUUGUAUAUGUGAAGGUCGACAGUGAUUUUCUGUAUUGUGGUUCGAGGGGUGGGGAGUUCACGGUGAUCGAUCGGAGAACUCGAAAUGUCGCACAGAACUUGAAAUUGAAAACCGAGGCGAACAAUGCGAUUGUGGAAUAUAAACUUAAUGAAGAUAAUAACAUCCUCUAUUUUAGUGACAAAAAAAUGAUGUAUGCAUUCAACGACUUUAAAAUGUAUUUGCCUUUAGGUCCCGAAAAAAUGGAGGAAUCGUGA